Acanthaster planci (crown-of-thorns starfish) is the source of this 639-nucleotide messenger RNA. RefSeq lists its product as uncharacterized. The record is from RefSeq and is a predicted model, not a curated record. NCBI's taxonomy places the organism in Eukaryota, Metazoa, Echinodermata, Asteroidea, Valvatida, Acanthasteridae.
AUGGUUUUGGCCUCCGAAGUAACGGAGCGACAGCUCGCUGAACUGGCUGGUAAUCUCGUCAAAGAACAGGAGGGAACGAAACCCACUACCAGUACCGUCAGCACCAUCAGCACCACCAGUACCAUCAGCACCAUCAGCACCACCAACGACAUCAGCUUCAACAGCAUCACCUCUCUGCUUUCUCAGCACAAAUUUUUGUUAGUCACCAUGGCACAGAAAUUUUUUGGACCCGACUUCAACGCCGAGGAGGAGUGGGCGAAACUGGAGGCCCCCGUGGCUGCUAGCUGGGAAAUGGAUAUUGAACAAGCCGAUUUGGUCGGAGUACAGGAGGCGGAAGUCAUCGACCUGACCUCGCCCGAUGACGAUAUGGAAUAUGUCGAAUUGAUCGGAGUACAGGAGGCGGAAGUCAUCGACCUGACCUCGCCCGAUGACGACGACGAUGUGUUUUUUCCAUCCCCCGCGGCAAGCCCGGCACCCGCUCCACCCAGCCCGGCACCCGCUCCACUCAGCCCGGCACCCGCAGUCAGUCCACCAGCACCGAUCCCCCGGCACGCGGCCUUCAACGGCGACUAUCAUAAAAACCCCUACAACUUUAAACAUUACGGUCUAAAUUACCUGGGGCUGUACGUGGAUAACUAA